Symbiodinium sp. CCMP2592 is the source of this 1758-nucleotide messenger RNA. Lineage: Eukaryota; Dinophyceae; Suessiales; Symbiodiniaceae. The record is from the annotation of a GenBank genome assembly.
AUGGAGAAGGCGGGCCAGGAUGUGUGGCGGAAGACCUAUCCGCACACCGUGAGGUGGCUUCUCACCAGCUUACAUCAUCUUGAUGCCAAGACACCGUCUUCCGCGCCGAAGGCAAAGGCCGAAGCCAAGCCUGCGAAGGCCACAGCGCAGCCCAAGGCAGAGCCCAAGCAGAAGCCCGCGGAGCCCAAGGCGGCUCCGAAGGAGCCUAUGGCGCCAGAGCCAAAGGCUGCCGCCCAAGCUGCGGGCGAAGAAGGUGGCAGCGGCAAGAAGGAGGAGAAAAGAAAGGCAAAAGAAGCCGAGAAGAAGGCCAAAGAGGAUGAAAAACGGCGGAAAGAGGAGGAGCGAAUUGCGGCCCAGAACGCGAAGUUCGCAGGCCCUGAUUUGACUCCCGAGAACUUCGAGGAGCACUCCUUUGGAAAUCUCUUCAUCCAGAGCCAGAAAAAGACAGGGCGGCAGUGGACCAACAUCGGAUCGCUGAAGCCAGACAUGAAGGAUUCAUUGCUUUGGAUCCGUGCGCGCGUGCACAACAGCCGGAAGCAGGGCAACAAGCUUUGCUUCUUGACGCUGCGCCAGGACGUGGCGACGGUGCAGGCUGUCAUCUUCGGGCAGGAGAUGGCGGGCUUUGCUGGGAAUUUGCCGGAUGAGUCCGUUGUUGACGUCUGUGGCAAGGUAGCCUGCCCUGACGCACCGAUUACGUCCUGCACAGUGCAGAACGUGGAGCUGGCCGUGGAGCGCGUCUUCUGCAUCGGGAGGUCUCAGGCCUUGCCCUUGCAGCUGGCAGAUGCCUCGAGGAGCGAGGCAGAGCUGGAAAAGGACCCCUCGCUCCCGUCGGUGGGACAGGACGUGCGGCUUGAUAACCGGAUCAUCGACCUCAGAACGGUGGCUAACCAAGCCGUCUUCAGAAUGCAGUCUGGUGUUUGCAUGCUUUUCCGGGAGUUCCUGCUCAUGAAUGACUUCCAGGAAAUUCACACUCCGAAGCUGAUCGGCGGCGCAUCAGAAGGUGGUGUCGCAGACUCAGGGUCUGGGCAUGGAGCCAGGUUUGCAUUGCUGCCUUGCAUCCUGGGUGUAUCGACGGCCUUUGCCUUUGGAGGCCAUGGCAGCAACCCUUUUCAGGUGCUCGGCCUUCGAAGCGACGCAGAGGACGACGACGUACGACCGGCCUUCCGCCAGUUGGCCAAGAUCUACCACCCAGACGUGCCGGAGACGGGCGACGAGCAUCGCUUCCGUCGCAUCUCUUGGGCAGCCGAGGAGCUCUCGACUGCAGAGGGCCGGCGUCAGUGGCGGGCUGUGGUUUCAGGCAUCAAGCCUCCGAGGGACCAGGACUGGCAAAUCUUCGAAGCCACACGUGAAGAUUCAGGCUUUUUGUGGUCGAUUGCUCCUGAGAUCGAUGAAGCGUGCAAGAAAACGGCGCAUCAGGAGGCCGCCGACUUUCCAACUCAAGCAGAAGCUCCCUUUGGUGAAUAUGUGUCUUGCCUGCACAUGCCAUUGCAGAGCAUCCCGAUGCAUGAUGCAUACAUGGGCAGUGUGUGUGUGUGUGUGUGUGCGCGGCAACUAUACAGCGAGACCGAGGGCACAGUCUGCUGGGUUUGUUCGAGAUUCUGGAUGUUGCAGCAGCCCAUGCAGCUACGACCAACAAACAAAAAUCACCCAAGCACUCGGACUCGACAUCCACGUUUGCUGCAGGAGUCACUGGAGGACGAUGCCCCUUGGAUCAAAGAGCCGCUUCUUUCUGUGAGUAGUCCCUUCCUGUGUGCGUGA